Maudiozyma saulgeensis is the source of this 540-nucleotide messenger RNA. Lineage: Eukaryota; Fungi; Ascomycota; Saccharomycetes; Saccharomycetales; Saccharomycetaceae. The record is from the annotation of a GenBank genome assembly.
AUGAAAUUUGUUAAUACCCUAUCAUUACUAGCUACUGUAGCAGUUACUUUGGCUGCCCCAGUUAACAUAACUGAAACCUCUGAAACUUCUAAAGCUACAAUUCCAGCCGAAGCUAUUAUUGGUUACCUAGAUUUAGAAGGUAAUAAGGAUGUUGCUUUGCUCCCAUUCCACAACGAAACUUCUAAUGGUCUAAUGUUUGUCAACACUACUAUUAUUAACAGUGCCCUUGCAGAAACCGAAGAUGAAGAUUUGGUGAAAAGAGAAGCUGAGGCUUGGCACUGGUUGGAACUAGACUGGGGUCAACCAUUAUACAAGAGAGAUGCCAAUGCUGAUGCUGAUGCCUCUGCUUGGCACUGGCUUGAAUUGGACUGGGGUCAACCUCUAUAUAAGAGAGAAGCUGAAGCUGAUGCUGAUGCCUCUGCUUGGCACUGGUUGGAAUUAGAUUGGGGUCAACCUCUAUAUAAGAGAGACGCCAAUGCUGAUGCUGAUGCCUCUGCUUGGCACUGGCUUGAAUUGGACUGGGGUCAACCUCUAUACUAG